CUGAAAACGAUUGAGCUACGCUACCACGCGGUUUCAUUACUUGACCAUCUCCGUUUUCGAAUCUCUCUUUUUCUCUCUCGGACGCAAAUCUCAUGGACGAGGUGAUCACAGCUGCUGAUGCUUCCAUCAAUGGAUCCAAGUCCUCCAUCAUUCCAUACAACCUCCCUCUCCUCUCCGCCUUCCUCUCUUGCGCUCUCGCCCAGUUCCUCAAGCUUUUCACCACCUGGUACAAGGAGAAAAGAUGGGACUCUAGAAGGAUGCUUAGCUCUGGAGGAAUGCCCUCGUCACAUUCGUCCACUGUGACAGCACUUGCAGUUGCUAUUGGUUUCCAGGACGGAACCGGAGGGUCGACAUUUGCCAUUGCAGUGGUUUUGGCAUGUGUUGUCAUGUAUGAUGCUACUGGUGUAAGACUCCAUGCUGGUCGUCAAGCUGAAAGAUGCAUGUGCAAACUUGCUAUCCCUUUGCCUGCUAGGCAAAGGGUCAGCUCUACUGCAGCUUGUAUCAUUGCCUGGAUCUCUUAUCUUUUCAGAGCGAUCAUAGUUUCAUAUAUGUGUUCUUUAUUAAAUCAAAUAGUGUGUGAGCUACCUCCAGAACACCCGGUUUCUAGUGUUAGACCUCUACGGGAUUCACUUGGUCAUACUCCAUUGCAGGUUCUUGCAGGUGCAGUGUUGGGAUGUAUAGUGGCAUACCUUAUGUGUUCGAGUUAGCAGUGGGUAAUUCCAGUGAUUAUUCUUUGAUGUCACAAGUGUUAGUUCAACGGGCUGUAGAGGUCAGUGCAAGCGUACAACAGGAGACUUCCCAAAGUCUGCUUUUCUGUCAAAUAGUGGAAAGGAUUGAGCAAAAAUGUAUGCCAAGUUUGUACUCACAAUUCAACUGUAGAAAAGUAGUGUUCUGAAGCCUUUUAACAGUUUGACUAUAUAUAUAAAGAUGCUCUUGAGCUCAAGCAA
Messenger RNA from Rosa rugosa (rugosa rose), 947 nucleotides. RefSeq lists its product as uncharacterized. The transcript is spliced from 6 exons. The record is from RefSeq and is a predicted model, not a curated record. NCBI's taxonomy places the organism in Eukaryota, Viridiplantae, Streptophyta, Magnoliopsida, Rosales, Rosaceae. Bases 93 to 707 code for a protein of 204 amino acids.